Molecule: messenger RNA, 744 nt
Organism: Pomacea canaliculata
Lineage: Eukaryota; Metazoa; Mollusca; Gastropoda; Architaenioglossa; Ampullariidae
Exons: 7
Coding region: 22-744 (240 amino acids)
Source: RefSeq, a predicted model, not a curated record
UCAAUUUUUAGGCUCGUGAGAAUGACAUCCUAUACAAUGGAAGGAGGUGGAAGAUCACGUGACUUUUAUACCUCUAGCACGUCAUUUCCGCUUCGUCUCAUUAUGUCUACGUUACUCUUGAGUUUUCAAAUCUCAUUGAAUUCAAGAGCUUUAGCACAAGCGAAAACGAAAGCAAGCUGCAACAUUUCAAGUGUCAAGGAGAAUGAACCUGCAGCAUUGACAUGCGUCUUCAGCUCCGAUAUCAGUGUUACUAAAGACAACUUCGAAGUGGUCCGUCCUGAUGGCAAAGGCUCUAAUGUUGCAAGUUGCACCUGGACAAACGGCGAACUGGAGUGUACCACAGCCACAGGGUUCGACGUCAACAAAACAGUCACAGAUCACGUGAUCAUCAGGUUAUCACAAGCCACACCUGCUCACACCGGACAAUACGCUUGUCGUCUGCAAGGCUCUGAUGACGGCGGCUUCACGCACUGUGAUUUUGUCGUCAUGCCAGGAGAUCCACACGACGACUCUUCCGCAGGUGUAGCUGCAGCGGUUGUUAUUCCACUGCUGGUGUUGAUAGUCUUAGUAGCCGCCAUUCUUUUUGUACUGUGGAGAAAAGGUAAAAUAACCCGCACACAACCAUCAUCUCCGAAGAGGAAGCAAAGGAUGUCUAGGGAGUAUAAAAGGACACCGCUCACGCGUGCUCGGGACGCAGUGAAGGAAAGCGGCCACUCCAGCUCACGUAGCGCUGAGCUAUUUUAA